Capsaspora owczarzaki ATCC 30864 is the source of this 1378-nucleotide messenger RNA. RefSeq lists its product as hypothetical. The transcript has 2 exons. The annotation marks the transcript as partial. The record is from RefSeq and is a predicted model, not a curated record. NCBI's taxonomy places the organism in Eukaryota, Filasterea, Ministeriida, Capsasporidae.
GUGCGACCCGAACCGCAAGUUUGGCCGUGGCAAGGAGGAAGCCCUGAGGAAGUACGUGGAUGACGGCCUGAAGACUGGCAUGAUUGUGGAGUCCGAGUCCGCGUUCUGCUCCCAGCCCAUGUUCGUCAAGAAGGGUGAUGGCUGGCGCGUCUGUAUGGACUCCCGGCGUCUGAAUGAGGCGACGAUCAGGGAUCGGUACCCGUCGCCUGAUGCCUUGGCGUUGAUUGACAAGCUGAAGGGCGCGAAAAUUUUCAGCAAGUUUGAUCUCACGAGCGCGUUCUGGCAAGUGAGAUUGAGCGCCGACAGUGAGAAAUACACGGCGUUCCCGUGCGACGGCAAGCUGUACCAGCACAGGGUCAUGUGUUUCGGGUUGGUCAACGCGCCGGCGAUGUUCCAGCGUCUGAUUAAUGAGGUCUUGGGCCCGCUCUCCGCUUUCGCUGGAGGGUACUUUGACGACAUUAUUGUGUUCCCCAAGACGCCGGAGGAGCACGAGCUCCACGAGAAGCAGAUGCUAGCUCGGCUGAGGGAGUUUGACCUGUACGUCUCCUUGAAGAAGUGCGUGUUUGGCACGUCGAGUGUCGACUUCCUGGGGCGGCGGGUCAGCGAAGCCGGAGUGGCGGUGGAUCCUCGCAAGGUGCAGGCGGUCCUCAACUGGAAGCCGCCGACUGACGCGACUGGUGUGCGUGAGGUCAACGGCCUCGCGUCCUUCAUGAGGCGUCAUGUGCCGAACUAUGCCGAGCUGGCGCGCCCGAUGACGAUGCUGACGCGGAAGAAUGUCCCAUUCGUCUGGUCGGCGGAGUGCGAGAAGUCGUUCCGCGCGAUCCAGCAGGCGCUCGUCCAGGCGCCGAGGUCGGAGUCCGGCGACGGUCUACAUCCGGUCGCCUACUACUCGCGCGUGUUCACGAAGCCAGAAGUCAACUACUCGGUCUACGACAAAGAGCUGCUGGCUAUCCUGGAGUGUCUCCGCGAGUGGCGACAUUACGUUUGCGGUUCUGGCAAGAUCACCGUUUGGUCGGACCACAGGAAUUUGCAGUGGUUUACGGAGACGCGGGAGCUGACGGCGCGCGAGGCUCGGUGGUGCGAGAUGCUGGGCGAGUUCGAUCUGGUCAUCAAGCAUCUGGAGGGCUCCAAGAACGGUGCGGCGGAUGCGAUGUCCCGUUCGGCGUCGGGAGCUGGGCCGAAGGAAAAGCUUAAAGGCCGGGUGCUGGACCCCGAGUUGUUGGUGGCCCCAGUCGCUGGCGAGGCCGAUGACGAGCAGAGCGAAGAUUUCGUUUUUUCGCCCGGAGCGACUCUGCCGAGCGCGCCUACGGUCAUGACGCCUACUGCCAUUCGCGAGGCUUUGCGGAAGGCGGUGGCCGAGGGGGAAGAGAAGGAGUAG